Lottia gigantea (owl limpet) is the source of this 1227-nucleotide messenger RNA. RefSeq lists its product as hypothetical. NCBI's taxonomy places the organism in Eukaryota, Metazoa, Mollusca, Gastropoda, Lottiidae. Bases 1 to 1227 code for a protein of 408 amino acids. The transcript has a single exon. The record is from RefSeq and is a predicted model, not a curated record.
AUGGCAAACAUGUUUGGAUUAGGGUCUUUACCUCUAGAAUCUAAAAAUCCCAUGACGACGUUUAUAAACAAAGCGAAACCUUUUUUCGUGGAUCAAAUCGGAGACACCUUACAAGGGGAUAUCGAUAUGAACAAUUUCAAAAUAACUAAUUCAAAGUUUCCAGGAAACGAUAACGAUGCCGUGAACAAGAAAUAUUUACUGGAUCAAAUAAACGCAAUUCAAAUAAACGCAAUUCAAAUAGAUAAGGACCAUGUUGAAAAUAGAAUAAAUGACGUGAAAAAAUACUUCAGACGAAAUAUUAAAAAUCUUGUGAACGAACCCAAACUACAACAAGAGUUAACGAGUUUGAAACGUCUUAUUCAAGUGGAUAAAACAAGUCAGUUGCAAAAUUUAAUAUCUAAAUUAGACGAUAAGAUUACGAAGGUGAAAAUAGACGUCCAACGUUUAAUAGAUAACCCAAAUGUAAACGAGGAUAGAUUGAAACGAAAACUAACCGCUUUGGAAAGAAAACUUGGCGAAUUGCUAGCAGAACUAGACAAGGCCGCGGACAAAACCGAGUUACAAAAUUCGAUAUCCAAUUUGAACGAAAAGAUCGCGAAGCAAAAAUCAGAUGUUCAAGAUAUAAUUAACACACUUCCCAUUGACAAAGAUACGUUGAAACAACAAUUGAUUGCUUUGGAUACUAAAAUCACGGACGAAUUAGAAAAAGAAGUGGGUGUGAUUAAAAACUUUCUUCAAAAUAAAUUUCGAGAUGAUAUGAAAAAUUAUAUUAAAGAACAGGUCAAUCUUUUGGUAUCUAGAAUUCAUGACGAUUUUUUGAGACAAGAGAAAAAGUUGAGCAAAUUAGAAGCUAUUGUCACGGACAAAUCGUAUUAUUUCAAUCUUCCAUUCAAAAGUGACACUGUCUUCGAUAGAAAAGACCGAAGUUAUAAAUCAAACAAAUACGGAUUCAAAGCAGAAAUAAAAGUGGGUGCUCUCAUAGACAGAGAACCUAAAAACGUACUCGAUAUCGGCGAAACGCAAUGGUUUACUUUUCGAGGUAAUUGUCUGAUUCAAAUAGAGUUUCCCAUGAAGGUUGAAGUCAAUAAAGUAGUCUUCAAACAAACCGGUAAUGCCGUCAAACAUAUUUCAUUAUUCAAUGAUGGUAAUUUGGAAGAGAAUAUACGUUUGAUUGAUAAAAGGGAUCAGGAAAUUGAAACGAAAAAUGGUACAUAUGUAGACCUUUAA